GGGGCAGAAGAAUCGUACGGAUCGUACAUACCAAGUUUCGUAGAUCCAUUUGUAAUAGUGUGGUUUGUUUCGAAACGUGUUCAGUGUUAUAUCUUCUGUUAUUUAUACAUGCAUUCGGGUGCGGUGGAAAGCAGAUCAACAUUUUUAUUUUGGAUUAUUUUGAGGAUAGGAAAGUUCCAGACCGAGUGCACUAAAUACGGAAGAUUUGAAAAUAAUUGAGUAUACAGAUCAGUCUGUCAAAUCAGUGAAAUUUUUUUUAAAGUGACCUAUUAUGAUGGAUCAAGGAUUUCCAGCACAACAUACUACAACGACGACGGUAACGACCACUUCUACUACAACACUGACAAGUAUUAGAUUCGACCCAUCUUACAUAAAAACAUUACCUGGAAUGCUCAAAGUUGCACAGGUGGUUUUGAAUCUUUUAGGUUUCAUAUGCAUUACGGUAACGAAUCAUAGCAAUUUUAGUCGCGGAGCAUGGUUUAACACUGUGGCCAUGGGUGGCUUUUGGUUCACAGGAAUAUUACUCGUUUUCUACUUAUUCCAUAUCGUGGAAAAAUUCUCGAAAAUUCCUUGGCUAAAAAUAGAACUUACAUUUUGCGUACUUUGGACUAUUUUCUAUGUACUGGCCGCUUCUCUUGCAGCUGGUCAUGCUAAAUAUAUAGAAGCUUUUGGUGCUGCAGCAUUCUUUGGAUUCUGCGCCAUGGUAGCUUACGGUUAUGAUGCUUGGCUCAAGUUCCAUGCCUCAAGAAGCGGUGCCUUAGCGCAGGGACAACAUACACCAAAACAAGUAUCUACGGUAGCGAGUCCUGCGUACUAGUUUCAUCACAAAAAAUGUGUGACUUUUAGAAGAAUUACACAAAUGGACCAGUUUCAAAACAUAUCUUUGCUUUUAUAGAGGGAGUUUGUUCUCGUAAUUCUUAUUCGUGCUUUCGUGCGUUCCUUAUUUUAACAGUUGAAUGUGAAAUGUUAAAACAAAAAAAUAACAGGCCACAACAGAUUUGAAAUUUUCGCUAUCUUUUAUCUACAGAGCGAAUGUACUCACUUACACACGAAAGCACGAUGUUCGAUGAUUUCAUAUUUUUGUGUUAUAAGGAAACGAUACACAUACUAUUAUAACAUAACGCGUAUUUUUGAAUCUCUUAUAUAUACAUAUACGGUAACUGUACAUUAUUUUGUGAAUUUUUAAAGUCUGUUAAUAUUAAAAGUAAAUAUUUUUAACAAUUAUUAUAUACAUACACAUAUAUUUGUAUACAUGUACAAGAAAUAUAUGUUUAAUCAGUAUUGUGUUCAUAUUAUAAA
Bombus pascuorum is the source of this 1299-nucleotide messenger RNA. RefSeq names its product CKLF-like MARVEL transmembrane domain-containing protein 4. Bases 272 to 817 code for a protein of 181 amino acids. NCBI's taxonomy places the organism in Eukaryota, Metazoa, Arthropoda, Insecta, Hymenoptera, Apidae. The record is from RefSeq and is a predicted model, not a curated record. Gene Ontology annotation, cellular component: membrane. The transcript has 5 exons.